GCUCAAAACUUGACGUCAUCUCGUCCCGACCCGUCUCGCUGCUCUCAUCUGCACACCCUCGCAAACUCAAUGCCGACGAAACUACAAGGAAGCUGCCACUGUGGCGCCGUGCGCUUCAGCGUCCUAUCGAGCACCGCCGUGCCAUACCAGCUCUGCGUCUGCUCGAUCUGCCGCAAAGCUGGCGGCGUCGGCGGGUCGAUCAACCUCGGCGGCCACUCGAAUUCGCUUGAGAUCGAGCGCGGGAAGGAGUUCAUCAGUGUGUACAAGGCUGUGCUUGACCGCGACACGCCGCAAGAACGCACCGCGUCGUCUGAGCGCAACUUCUGCUCCAAGUGCUCGACUAUGCUCUGGCUGUACGACGAAACCUGGCCUGAACUCAUCCACCCCUUCGCAUCAGCGAUCGACUCGCCGCUCGAGACGCCCGACAAACUGGUCGUGGUCAAAAUGAACAGCAAGCCGGCGUACGUGUAUCUGCCGGACGCGCCGAAGGAGACGUACGAGGACUACGGCCCGGAGUCGCUCACGAGCUGGCACCAGAAGCACGGCAAGUACGUCGAGUGAGGCGUACCUUAGUGCUGUAUCACACACACAACGCGGAAUGCACGCAAAGUUCGAUUGUUGGACUGGCGGAUUGACGAUGGGCGUUCAGCCGUGGUAUGGAUCCGCAUCUGAUGGACUAGUGGUGAGUGAGUGCCCGAUAGAUGGCUCGUUCGGGAGGCCGCAUGCUGCUCGUGGAGCGGCGGGCGAUCGUAGCUCGAAUCGUCCAGUCCUGGCACUUAUGUGCGAGGUAUCAGGCCCGACGCGGGAGUGAGCGCCGGCGCCAGAUUCAGUCGUUGGGUGUUUGGAUCGCAGGUCACCCAAGCUCGAGAGACGCUUAUUUGGCGGAUGCGACGAGAGUGUUGAAGGUGCAUGAUGGAUUCCCGGCCAGGCACCCCAGUCUGAUAAGCAUUGAAUGCAUCGAGUCGUGAUUCAACCCAGGUCCACCAGGGAUCAGUGAUCAUCUUGUAGACUCCCGCAACCCCUCCUCGAGGCUCGCACAGGCUCCGGACGAGCCGAUGAUAAGCACCCGCUGAAUGUAUAUAAAAGCUCAGCCGAUCUGUGUGAAGAAGCCCCAGUUUCAGUCACUCGCCAACUUACCUACGAUGCUGUUCAACCUCAAAUCCCUCGUCACCGUCGCUGUGGUUGCGCUCAUGGGCGCAUCCAGCGUCUCUGCUCACUGCCAGUGCAUCCUCCGCAAGGACACCGUCGAGGGCCGUGAGGUCGCUGCCGUCGUUGCUGGCCGUGUCGCCGUCGACUCGUGCUGCUUCUCCGCCCGCGCUGAGCCGACUCCCGUCGCUUAAAUCCGUAGUACUUAGUGCAGACGGUAGUGUUACAAUGAACAAUGCGCAAAGAAACUGUAUCCGCUCGCGCGUGUGAACUAGUGUCAAGCCAACGAAUACAAUUCCUUGUUUCCACGAUGAGUAUGGAGAGAAAAUACAAUUAUGCCAAGGCUCCCGAGUCCCGAGGGGCAUCGCUAUCCCAUCUUGUUGAGUUGCAUAAGCCUCGAUACUCGUUACAAUACACUCGGAAGAGAAUCUGUGAUGCGCAGCGAGAUUGCUAUCCGCGCCCGUCCCUCGUGCUCCUCCCAAGCUACUCCAGGGCACGGCAUAGCCCUUAUCCUCCCCUGCCCUGGGGGGGUCGCAGAUAAGCGGCGGGCAUAUAAGGAGGCAAGCAGAUCCUCAGCGAGCCCAGAAUCGACCUCCCCGUUUCUGCCACCCAGCCAAGAACAUAGUAUGCUGUUCAACCUCAAGUCGGUUCUGACCCUCGCGGUCGUCGGGCUCAUGGGCGCCUCCAAUGUCGCGGCACUCUGCGCGCCGUGCGUCCCGCCCCGGAGCGGCAUCGUCGAGGGCCGCGAGGUCGUCGAUUUCAAGGCCAUUGCUGGACGCGUUGCGCGCGCCAGCUGCUGCUUCGGCAGCCCUCCUUGAGCUGCGGCGGGAAGCGAUCAGACGAGUGUUGUGGCUGCACCCAUAGAUAAUAUAAAUCUGUGUUCAACAAUCAUGCCGUGUCUUUGUCUCUGAAACCAGUGUCGUGAAGAAACCAUGUCUGGAUAUGGCCUCGUGGGCUUGAGAAUCUUGCGCUUGGGACACUGCCGAUAUCCGCCGCAGAUCUGGCAGUUGAGACGGCAAGAGAUAAGACCGCGCAGUCGGCGAUGUGGCUUGGAAGGUACGAAAACUAGUACAGGAGCCGGACACGGGUUGAGAACAACGCACAUCUAACCAGUCGUGGGAUUGCCCCAGCUUGUGUAAAUGAAGAAAGCGGCAGCGAG
Molecule: messenger RNA, 2305 nt
Organism: Mycena citricolor
Lineage: Eukaryota; Fungi; Basidiomycota; Agaricomycetes; Agaricales; Mycenaceae
Source: the annotation of a GenBank genome assembly